This is a messenger RNA of Echinostoma caproni, 522 nucleotides long. Lineage: Eukaryota; Metazoa; Platyhelminthes; Trematoda; Plagiorchiida; Echinostomatidae. The record is from the annotation of a GenBank genome assembly.
AUGGAUAGCCAAUUUGUGUUUGUGGAUAACUGUCAAGGGAAAGUGAAAAGUGUUUUUCAAUCUCCUGCCAUAUUGCCGGAUGAGGAUUCUUCCACGGGUUCGCACGCAUCAAGGAGACCAUUUAAACAAAGGGCUCGAUGUAAAUUAAAGACAAGCCCAACCCGCCCCAGUUUAGUUCGGGCAAACCUCAAUCUGCGGAGUGGAAGAGUUCAUCUCGGACAGACGGGGUCCACGCACAAUGAAGAUCCUGUGAAUUUACGACCGAACAAAGACCGGACCGAAUUGGUCGAUGAGGGUAAUCCGAGUGGAACUUGGUUGGGUCAGUCCGAUGUGGAGAAUCAUGCACAAGGGAAUCGCAGCUCAGAACGGCUGGCUAAACGUCGCACAUCGUUGCACGGAAAAACCAUUACCGUUCGAAUUAGUCGAAACGAAACAAAAUAUCGCAAGUUUCAGGCUCAAACCUACAACUUUUUGGAACGUCCAAAAUCUUGGCCCUCAAUUGCUUAUCAUGUUUUGGUGUAA